Molecule: messenger RNA, 1512 nt
Organism: Rasamsonia emersonii CBS 393.64
Lineage: Eukaryota; Fungi; Ascomycota; Eurotiomycetes; Eurotiales; Trichocomaceae
Product: TIM complex component Tim54
Exons: 2
Coding region: 1-1512 (503 amino acids)
Biological process (GO): sphingosine biosynthetic process
Cellular component (GO): intracellular membrane-bounded organelle; cytoplasm; membrane
Source: RefSeq, a predicted model, not a curated record
AUGGCGGAAGGUUCUCCAGCCUCCUCCGCUACGACUACAAGCGGUCAGAAUGCGCCGCCGAAAGCUCCUCCGCGGCCGCCAAACCCGGCAUUCAAGAUGCUCGGGUUACCUAAUUUUCGCUUCAAAUUGCCUUCGCGGAAUUGGAUGAUCUUCCUUACGAUCACGGGCUCCUUUACCGGUGCGCUCAUCUAUGAUCGCCGACAGAAGAAGCGCGCACAGCAGAAAUGGUCUACCUUGGUCGCCCAUAUCUCUAAGGAGACCCUGCCUGUGGAACAGAUGCGGAGGAAAUUGACGGUGUUCUUGUCAGCACCCCCGGGAGACGGCCUCCGGGUGGCCAGGGAGUACUUUCAAGAAUAUGUCAAGCCGGUGCUGGUUGCCGCCGCGGUGGACUAUGAAGUGAUUGAAGGAAGAAAAGAGGGGGAUGUCCGAGCCGGGCUGGCAGAGAAAAUCCGAUGCAUCAGACGAAAGGCUGGCGAGCGAAGCACUGUGGUCGAAGAGCAGAACGCGGAUACUGCCAUCGCGGAGAUCCGGCAAAGGAUGGGUGUCCACGACGAGCCUGGCCCACGUGGGGAUAUAGUUAUUGGACGUCAUACAUGGAAGGAAUAUAUUCGAGGUCUUCACGAAGGCUGGCUUGGCCCCUUAGACCCUCCACCACCACCUCCUCCAGUCGCAGAGCCAGCCCCGGACGCCAAGGAACAAGAAACGAAGACUUCAGAUGAUGCCUCUCCUACGUCAGAAAAGAAAGAUUCAGCCGACUCAAAGGAAGAGAAAAAGUCAGAAGAAGCGUCCAAACCAAAGGGUCCCACUCCCGCGUACAUCUCGCCGGCCGAAUAUUCCUCCCGAAGUCUCCCUGCCACCAUCCCGUCCACUUUUGAAGCCUCCUCGCCGAUUCCUUUCCCGCACAUUCUUGGAUUUCUAAACACUCCAAUCCGCAUCUACCGCUUCCUUACGCAGCGCUAUCUCGCAGACAGCGUGGGACGAGAGGUGGCCGCCGUUGUCCUCGCCGCCUCCACCCGACCGUAUCAAGACGGUUCUUACAGCACUGACUCCGAGCUCGGUGCUACUACGGACGGCUUCUCAUCGCAACCUGUCUCUUCCGACCUCUCUUCCAGCCCAUCCGCACGGGCAUACGAGCAACAAACCGCCCUCGAACACGAAGAAGAAGAGUGGCACAAAUCCGUCCGCAAAGCCGCGAAAAAGAGCGAAGAGGACAAGAACAACAAGAACAGCAACAACCAGGAGCAGCAAAGGCAAGAACGAGAAUGGCUCGACGACGUCGUUCUCGACCCGCGCAUCGCCUCCCGAAUGCGUCGCUACGUCCUGCCUCCGGAGGAAGAGGCGCGCGCGGAGCGAAUCGCCGAAGGCAAGGAAUGGAUCCUGGGCCAAGGGGAGCGACCCAAACACGUUCCUCUCUGGAAGCGCCUGUGGAUCGAGUACGGCUACGGUGAAGAUGAAGAGCAGGCGAAGAGGAAGCCUAUCAUCGGCAACCUCGACAAUGAGGAUGGGGAAUGA